This is a messenger RNA of Trichoderma gamsii, 543 nucleotides long. RefSeq lists its product as hypothetical. Lineage: Eukaryota; Fungi; Ascomycota; Sordariomycetes; Hypocreales; Hypocreaceae. The record is from RefSeq and is a predicted model, not a curated record. The coding region runs from base 1 to 543 and encodes 180 amino acids. The transcript has 2 exons.
AUGCGCUGUGUCCUGGCGGCCGUUGCCAAGCCUCCGUUUGCUCUGACGCAGAGGCGCCUUUUCAGCGCAUCUGCUGCCAGCCUGGCGAAAAACCAAGUCUUUGACUCCAUCCGCACGCCAGCCUCAUUCAACUCUCAGCUUUCUCUCUCAACCUCACUCGGGAUUCCUCUCCUCACGCUGUGGAGUACGGCAUGGUGUCCGUCCUGUCGCACCAUUGAGCCACUUCUCCGCAGCCUGGUCUCUUCUGGCGUUGGCGAGCAAGAAGGCGGCGUGCUCUUUGCGCCAGUGCAGUUUGACACUCCCGAGAUGAUGUCCACGCCUAUGCCGCUGGCUUCCCGGUAUUCCAUCACUUCUACGCCGACGCUGCUGAGCUUUGACGCCGGCGAGGCGCGGCCUAGUACCAAAGUCAUGGAUGCGAGGAAGCUGGCGGAUAGGCAGUUUCUGAUUGAUUGGAUACGCAACGAGGCCAAACGACAUGAAAGCGGAGGAGGAGGAGGAGGAGGAGGAGCUGCUUCGUUUGGAGGUUUGUUCAACAGCCGGUGA